UGAAGAUAGAGGUAAUUGCAAUUUAAAUACAUAUACAAGCCUGCUAUUAUUUGGCCCUGACGAGUGCUAGGGCUGGGCUUUUUCCCGUCGGUGCCUUCCCCAAAACUUGCUGCUUGCUCACGUUAAACACGUUAGGGUGCUAGUGUUUGGCAAACACAACAGUGGGCCCCUGCGGGGGUCCGAACGCCUUAAGUGGCUAGUUUACGAUGGACGCGUACGCAGCUUCCAUUCCUUUCCCUGCGGACUUGAGGCCUUACCGACCAGCCAUUGACCAAUACCUGGGCCAGAAAUUGCGCCAAUUCGGCACUAUCCUUGCCCGGAGUUUGCAUCCUUCGUUGGCGCCUGAGCAAGUGAAGCAUGUCAUCGAUGAUGCGAUGCGCACGAUGGCCCAGCAGGACGCGGCAGCAGCUCCCCAGCGUGCUCUGCGCCUGGUCAUACGGCAUGACUGCCAGUCCACGGGUUGCGGUGACCAGGCCUGUGUGCUGUGCCAGUACAACCCCAGCCGCCUGUGCACCCGCAACGUGAAGCAGAAGUACCUGAUUGACGACCACCUGAAGGCCAAGUGCGGCGCGCCGCUGCGGGUGGAGCUGGUGGACGAGACGGGGGCCUGCCACACGGAGGGCCUGGCGCCGGGGGUGCAACUGGAGAUGCACGUGCUGAACGGUGAGAAGUACAAGGAGCUGUGUCCCGACAACACGCUGCUGUCGCUGGGCGCCAUCCGCAAUUGCAUUAUCAGCCACCACACCAAGGCGCUGCUGCGGCGGGAGGGCAUGGCGGACGACCAGCUGAGGGUGUAUCUGCCGCUGGAGCGCGGUGCCGCCAGCGUGUCCGACCUGACCCUCACCACCAGCAGCGAGGCGCUCCUCAGCGGCAAGGCGCCCACCUUCCGGCUGCUGGUGUGGGCGGUGGAGGCGAACGGGGAGCCGGUGCCGCACGUCACGUAUGUGGUCAGCGAGAGCUUUGUGGUGGCCACCAAGCGCGUGAAGCACGCCAUCAAGAGCGACAUCCCCUCCGUGGGCGACCCGGUGUCCAAGCUGCUGCACAUCGGCAAGGCAACUGUGGACAAGCUGACGGACCUGCGGGGGGCAUUCCAGGAGGAGGGCUUCGAUGUGAAGCUGCCCGAGUCGCUGUACCGCGUGGAGAAGGUGGGGCAGUUCCGACAGCUGGUGGAGAUGAGCGAGGCGAACAACGACCUCAAGAACAAGCUGCGCCACGUGCUGAAGCUCUCCCCCGAGAAGUGGGACGAGGUGUGCCAGCACGCGCUGAGCGCGGUGGUUCCGGACUUCCGCAACCGCGUGUGGUGGUACCCGAUACUGCGCAUCGGCCUGCUGUACGCGUGCAAGAACGGAGCUAUACAGAUGGACAACCCCAUUGCUGUACUCCGCUCGGGCGCCACCCAGGACUCGGCCCCCACCAUGGUGCCGCUUCAGAGCCUCUCCCCCGCCGACUUCAACAACAUUCCCAAACUCAAGCAGCUGGCCCUGCAGAGCUGGUACAUGGCCAACCACCCGCAGUGGAACAUCUACGGGGAGGGCGUCGAGGAGGCGGCAGGGCCCGGCACGUCUGCUGGUGCUGCUGCUGCGGCUGCGGCGGUCCCGAACGGGCCUGCCCCAGGCAGCAGCCCGGGCGCACCCCUGCCGCCCUUGCUGCAUGCGUCCAUGGCGCCGGGGCUAGUGGGGGUGCCGCAGGGUGGUGGGCAGCAGGCGGCUCUGUACCCCCAGCAGCAGCAGCAGUCUGCGCUGCAACUGCCGGACAUGGGCGGCCGUACAAGUGCUGCUGCUGCGGUGUACGGCGGAGGUGCUGCUGGCGGCGGAGGAGCAGGCGAUCUGUACGGCGCCCUGGCGCACUUGGGAGUGCCGUACGGGUUGGGGCUCCCGGGUACGGCUGCUGGCGGCAAUGGCGGCUUGGCGGUUCCGAGUCCGCUGGUGCCCAUGGGGCCCGGUGGCAUGGGGCCGGGCGCACAUCGGGGCAGCAACUCCUCUCCGUUUGCCCUUCAAUCGGGCCACCCUUCUCCCCCACAGCCUCCGCAGCAGCUGCCUCAGCAUCCGACCCCCCAGGCGCAGCAGUCACAACAGCAACACCAACAACAGCAACACCCUCAGUCGCAGCCGCCGGUGCCCACGGCCACGGCGCAAGUGUCGCAGUCGCUUGGGCCGGCGGCGGCGGCGGUUGGGGCGGGGGUGGCCGGUCGGCCGCAUGGCAACGGCAGCUCGCCGUUUGUGGCCGGCAUGUACAACAUCGCGAACAACAUUGCAAAGGCCUUUCCGGACUUCCCGGCGGCGUCAGCGGAGGGGCGGCACGGAGAGGCGGAGCGGAACUCGCCCCAUGCGCCGGCGGGUGCUGUCGCCGGCGGCGCGGGUCCCUCCGCUCCCAGCCUCGGCUCCCUCCUCUUCCCGGGCAGUCUGGAGAUGCUCAAGACGGAGGACAUUGACACCAUGCCCACGGACAUGCUCAUGCCGCCCCACCUGACCGGCAACGACACCUUCCGCUCCACCGACUGGCUGCAGCAGCUGCACGGCCCGGCAGCCGGCGGCGCGGGGUCCGCUGUGGCGGCACAGCACCAGCUGCAACACGGGCACGGC
Messenger RNA from Astrephomene gubernaculifera, 2582 nucleotides. The record is from the annotation of a GenBank genome assembly. Lineage: Eukaryota; Viridiplantae; Chlorophyta; Chlorophyceae; Chlamydomonadales; Astrephomenaceae.